AUGUUGUGCUUCGAUAGAUUGCCAUUCUUCUUUAGCGGCUCUGGGUUGGUGCAAGAGAUCUGCUGGUCAAUCUUGAAGGGGUUGCUUGUUUUAUGUUAUGUGUUAUCCACCACCGAUGCUUACUUACUGAAUAAACCAUUGGAAGCACAAGUUCUGUCUCCAGCCACAGUGCCUUUGACAGCUCGUGCUAUGCAGGAGCUGCCCCAACCUGCAGAGCUGCCUUCAUUUCAUAAAGCUCGCCAGAAACUUCUUGCUCCUCACGGUGCACCUGGCUCUGUACCAGCAUCAGCACAGCCUCCUAAUUAUGGUCCUUUUAUAACAUCUUCCCCCCCUUCAAGCUCACUAUUGUCGAAACCAUCAAUGAAGAAGAGUGGAUCAGUGCCUCUCAGAACCAGCCUUCCACCUCCACAUUUGUCAGAGAUUGCCCCAACUCAACCUUCGCCUACUACUCUACCUGCCGCUUUAGCUCAGCCGCCACUAUCUCCUACCAUCUCCAACUGUUGUGGACCAGACAUGGUGCUCAAACGAGAAAGCCAGGGCUGCCACUGUGUAUAUCCAAUAAAGCUUGACAUUCUUCUUGUGAAUGUCUCAUCUAACCCAAAUUGGAAUCGUUUUCUAGAACAAUUUGCUUCCCGACUAGAUUUGCAGGUUUCACAGAUUGAGCUUAUUAAUUUUUAUAUAGUUGGCAUAUCGGGACUUAAUAUAUCGAUGGACAUUACUCCACUUAAAGGGAUUAGCUUUUCUGCCAGUGAAGCUGCUAGAAUUAACUCUUCACUGUCUAUGCAUAAGGUUCAUCUAGAUCCUGCUUUAGUGGGUGACUACCAGCUUCUCAACAUAACCUGGUUUAAGCCCCCAGUUUCAUCUCAAGCUCCUGUUUCUUCUAAGCCUCCAGUGGGAACACCUCCACACCUGCCCUCAACACCUGCAGCUGUUGCCACGUCAGACAAAGUGAAACGCCCAAGUUUAGUUCUUAUAAUUGGAAUUGGAGCCGGUAUUCUAAUUAUUGCUAUCAUUUCCGUGCUUAUAAUUUAUUUGUGCACAUCUCAUCAAGGGAGGAAACGAGAACCUUUUAAAGAAGCUGCGAAGGUGAGGACUGUGGAUGCUGUUCCAGCAGGAGGAUCUCUUCACCAUCCUACCAGCACACGGUUUCUUACUUAUGAAGAACUAAAAGAAGCUACAAAUAACUUUGAACCUGCUAGCAUACUUGGAGAAGGUGGCUUCGGAAGAGUUUUCAAGGGUGUAUUAACUGAUGGGACAGCUGUAGCCAUAAAGAGGCUUACUAGUGGUGGUCAACAAGGGGAUAAAGAAUUUUUGGUUGAGGUUGAGAUGCUUAGCAGGCUGCAUCACCGUAACCUAGUGAAACUUGUUGGUUACUAUACUAAUCGUGAUUCCUCCCAGAACCUACUAUGUUAUGAGCUUGUUCCAAAUGGAAGUUUGGAGGCUUGGCUACAUGGUCCCUUGGGUCUUAACUGCCCGUUGGAUUGGGACACGAGAAUGAAAAUUGCUCUUGAUGCUGCAAGAGGACUUGCAUACUUGCAUGAGGACUCACAACCUUGUGUUAUUCACAGAGAUUUCAAGUCAUCCAAUAUUUUGCUUGAGAACAAUUUCCAUGCUAAGGUUUCUGAUUUUGGCCUUGCAAAGCUGGCUCCUGAAGGCAGGGCAAAUUUCCUGUCUACUCGUGUCAUGGGAACUUUUGGGUAUGUAGCCCCAGAGUAUGCAAUGACUGGGCACCUUUUGGUGAAAAGUGAUGUCUAUAGCUAUGGAGUGGUUCUUCUCGAAUUGUUGACCGGGAGAAAACCUGUAGAUAUGUCGCAACCAUCAGGACAAGAGAACCUGGUUACAUGGGCAAGGCCAAUACUUAGAGAUAAGGAUCGAUUGGAGGAACUUGUUGAUCCUAGGCUUGACAAUAAGUACCCAAAGGAAGAUUUUAUACGGGUUUGCACAAUUGCAGCAGCUUGUGUUGCCCUAGAGGCAAGCCAAAGGCCUACUAUUGGAGAAGUGGUGCAGUCACUUAAAAUGGUGCAGCGUGCAAUGGAGUAUCAUGAUUCUGCUAUAACUACCCAUCCUGGACCCAAUCUUAGGCAGUCAUCCACCACAUUUGAGUCUGAUGGAACAUCAUCCAUUUUUUCUUCUGGUCCUUACUCGGGUUAUAGUGCUUUUGAUAAUGAUAACAUUGUUAGGAGGGCUGUAUUAUCUGAAGAUCUUCAUGAAGGACGAUAA
This is a messenger RNA of Fraxinus pennsylvanica, 2220 nucleotides long. Lineage: Eukaryota; Viridiplantae; Streptophyta; Magnoliopsida; Lamiales; Oleaceae. The record is from the annotation of a GenBank genome assembly.